AUGGCGACACCAGAUGACAAGCUCAGGCUCCUGGAGUAUUGCCGGAAAGGCAAGAUCGAAGAAGGCAGAACGAUGCUGCAGGAAUUCGCGAAGGUUGGAACAGUCGGGCCAGGACGUGAGUAUGGCCUGGACUACUGCAAGAAGCCCUACUACCGAUCUGCUCUUUGGGAGGCCACCUGGAAGAAUCACGAGGUUCUGGUGAAGGCUCUUGCCGAAAAGGGUGCAACCCUCGACUUCGCCGACUACCAGGGUCGAACACCGCUUCACGAGGCGGCAUACUAUGGGUACCAGAACCUCGUUGAGUUCUUCCUCGACAAGGGGCAUCCUAUCGAUCCGUUGGACAACUUCGGGCAGACACCGCUCUUCCGCGCUGCGGACGCAGGGCGCUACGAGAUCGUGGAGCUUCUCGUGAAGAGGGGUGCUCAGACCAAUCUGCUCGACAGUGACGGUGUGACCGUCCAACAUUGCGCCAACUUCCAUGGCAUGCCUGACAUGAGCGAAUGGCUGCUCUACCACGGUGCCUGGAAGAAUCGCUUCUACAUCAAGGAGGAGGUGAAGCUGGAUCCAGCUGCGUCGCAGGAGGCCGAUGAGACAUCGCCGACUUCGCCGACAUCGCCCCAAGGAAGGGGGGACGAGUCACCGACCUUCAAUGCCAAGACCUAG
Symbiodinium sp. CCMP2592 is the source of this 663-nucleotide messenger RNA. The record is from the annotation of a GenBank genome assembly. Lineage: Eukaryota; Dinophyceae; Suessiales; Symbiodiniaceae.